Eleginops maclovinus (Patagonian blennie) is the source of this 2862-nucleotide messenger RNA. RefSeq lists its product as uncharacterized. NCBI's taxonomy places the organism in Eukaryota, Metazoa, Chordata, Actinopteri, Perciformes, Eleginopidae. The record is from RefSeq and is a predicted model, not a curated record. The transcript has 9 exons. Bases 183 to 1148 code for a protein of 321 amino acids.
ACAUUUGAUGUGGGUUGCAAUGAGAACAACCAUUAACCACAGAGGGAAGAGACUGAGCCAACGAGUUAUCUCUAUUGGUUUGAAAUAGAGGAAAAACAUGUUUAGAGUCACACAGCUCAGUUCCUGUUCUCGCUUCAGACGAAAUCGUGGUCUCUCAGUCAUUGCUCUGUUUGAGGAUAAGCAUGAGGAUGAAUAUCGGCAGCCUUCUAGCCUUAAUGCUGGGCUGUUCAGCCAUUUCAGCUUUACACCAGGAAGUGUUUGAAGAACGGACCUCAGGCUCUCUGCGCUGUCCUCACUCUGUGGGGGGAAACGUGACGUGGAGCAAAGAGAGGAAUGGAAACAAAGUGGACAUAUUAACAAUUGAUGGUGACAGAGAUAUAAGACACAAUGACCCGGACAAACGAUACAGUUCAGUGGUAGAUAAGUCUCUGUACAUUCAGAGAUUAACCCUCUCAGACUCUGGGAGAUAUUUCUGUAAUGAUGCAGCUGUGGAGCUGACAGUGAUCCCGUCAGCGACCAAGGCACCACCCACCCCAACCACACUGACGUCAACACCCCUGCUUUCAAGUACAUCAAGACAAACAUCAGAGAUAGUAACACCUGAAUCCUCAACAUCCCCUCCGACUACUACAGAUACGACUACAACACAGGAAGAAAGGAAAGGCAGGAAAGAAGGAAAUAAAAAGCACAAGAACAAAGGUAACAAGAAACCAAAAAGAACAACAACAACAACAACAACAAAAACAUCAACAACAACAACAGUGUCUUCUAAAGACAAACCACAGAUUCUUCGUUUGGUCUUAGGAACAGUUGUCUUCUUCCUCCUUCUCAUCAUCGUCAUCACCUUCGUUGCUUGGAGAUGGAGGUUUAAAAGAUUAGGAAAUGAAGAAACACACCCUGUCUAUGAUGAGAUACAAGAUGGAGUCAUCAUUCAGAACACAGCUGGUUUUGGAAUCGUGAAAGGACCAACACCUGCAUACUGUAUGACAGAUUUUACAGAUGAUCCAAACCUAAAUGAGCCCACAUACUCCACCAUCCCUGACCUUCCACCGGUGGAAAGGAGGACAGACACAUUGCUGCCCAAGGAGUCCCCUUAUUCCUUGAUCAGCUACGCUGUUAAUACUGGGAAUUGUGGUGGAAACUUCUGAAGCAAUGAAGACGAAACUCAGAGAGACACUGGAGAGCAGGAACUUGAUGGCAAAACACUGUUGGGUUUAUUCAGAGUUACGGCCGGAGAAUUGACAAGACAUUUACUGUAGACAAGAGUUGCCACAGCGGUUGCCAAACCAAUUCUGAAGAUCUUGACAAUAGGACGAGGUUUUAACGAGUUCCAAAUGGAUAAUCAACAUUCUUCAAACGCCAGACUAAACACGUUUGGACAAUAAGUUUAACUUAAACUGUCAUCCAGGUCACAGAUAAGGUGUUUACCGGAGCAUCUGGGGCAAGAUAAACUGGCACUAGCUGUCCCUAAACAAUAAAGCCAAUCUUAGGUCAGCAUGAGCUUUUACCCACUGUGGGAACAACAAGGCUUCGGAAGCCCAGGCUGCCCCUCCUUAAUGAAGAUAACAGCAAUACAACAACAAUUUUGAUAAUUUAAUAAACCGUAAUCUAAUAAUACAUCUGUGUGGACUUGUAAAAAUGAGACUCUUCAGAAAGGUUGUUGGCAUUCUACAAAUUGUUGCAAACAAUCAGAUUAAACACUCAAUAUGACUGGUGCAUCCUUCAUUGUGAUUGAAACAUUCAAUCACAAUGAAGGAUGCACCAGUCACAAUAAAACUCAUCUUCAGUGUUCUGGAGCAUCUUUUUUAAAGCAUAGUGAUGAACAUACAUUAAAUUCACAGUUACAAAAUAACAUGAGCAUUUCAAGUUUGAAUAAGUUUUAUCAUGAAUUAUUUGUUGUCGUUUAUCUUUAUCAGAUUAUCAUUAACUGUUUUACUUAUUUACUUUAAAACUAUAAAUCUAUAAAUCAAAAUUGAGCUAUAGUUGUAAUCUGAACACUAGUCAGUAUAUCAUUAAAAUGACUUAAUUCAGGCUACAGUUAAAAUCAAUCAGUGCAUAAAUUGUAAGGCUGAAGUGCCACUCCACCUAUGAAUACAAUUACGUUUAUUUUGCUCAAAAUAAAAAUCCAAUCAAUGCUAUUUCAUUUUAGUCAAAGUCAAAGAAGUAAAGUUUAUCAAAUCAAUGUCAUCUCAAAAUCUGAAAAGGAAAUGUUAAACAAUUCUCAAAAUGUUUAACAAUCUCAAAAAGAAAAGGCAGACCCUGGAAAGGAAGGAUUAAGCAUUCUUAAAACUUGAAUUCAUAGAUACAUGUAUCAUUGUAAAUGCUACAACUGAUCUGUACCAAAUUAAUUCAAUCAAUUACUUUUUAUUAGCCAUACUUAUCCGAAAAUGCACUUAUAGUAUUUUGAAAGUGUUUGUGUUUAUGUAAUAUUGAAUAUGGAAUAUGCAUUUCUUAAGAUUAUCCUGCUCUAAUUGGAGGAACAAUUAUGCUGAGUCAUUGUUAUAUAAAUGAUUAUACAUACAUUAGUUUUAGUUUUCUAAACUUACAUUUCUAUCCAGUACUUUAAUUGUAGUUCUGUCUGUGCAUAGAAAAUGUAGAAAGAGUAGUGUGGUUAAGUCAGAUUUUAGAUGAUAUUAACAUUAUCUGUGAUAAUAUUAGAAAUAUCCUAUCAUUCAAUAUCGUAUAAUCAGAAAACAUAUUUUUAUUUUGAAAGUGUCACCUGAUCUGACAAAAUAUAUUAAUAACCACUAUGUUUGGUCAUUGGAAAUAUAGAAACAAUCAUUCAUUGUACUUCUGGAAACUGUUAAUUCAAUUCAAAGUUCAUCUUUGUGCGAGAACUGGAAAAAUAAAAAGUCUCUCCGA